CUGCCUGCUUUUGCCAUCCAACUCUGUCUUUUGGAACCUACAAGGAUCCCUCCCAUUACUACCGGAUCAGGGCAACACCUUAUUCCUGUGCUUCCCCCUACACUCCCUACUGGUGUUUCUGAUUGUAUUUCAGGAGAGUCGAUUCAUAAUUCUAACCAAGAACUUCAGAGAAAAAAUUGGCACGAAUCACAGUAUUUCGUAUCAGUUGAGCCAUCCAGAAUCGCUUCAGAAGAGGUCUCAAAUAUUCCUGCUUCGGAAAACUCAUUAACUUUACUCGGUGUCAAACUGGCGGAUCAAGUUUCACCACCGAAUUUAAUAGCAAUCACCAAUACUGCAACUACAGUCACAACAGCUUUUUCCAAGUCUCACGUAAGUCUUAAUAAGUUCGUUUUAAAGCAUAUUUUUUGUGUAUCCUGUUGA
Messenger RNA from Protopolystoma xenopodis, 420 nucleotides. NCBI's taxonomy places the organism in Eukaryota, Metazoa, Platyhelminthes, Monogenea, Polystomatidea, Polystomatidae. The record is from the annotation of a GenBank genome assembly.